Molecule: messenger RNA, 968 nt
Organism: Agrilus planipennis (emerald ash borer)
Lineage: Eukaryota; Metazoa; Arthropoda; Insecta; Coleoptera; Buprestidae
Product: leucine-rich repeat transmembrane neuronal protein 4-like
Exons: 2
Coding region: 171-968 (265 amino acids)
Molecular function (GO): protein binding
Source: RefSeq, a predicted model, not a curated record
UUGUUUGUGUUUUUAAAGAUCCAAAUGAGAAUAUAUACGACAUCCCUUCAUAUAAUGGUGAAAUUUAUCGUUUAGUGAUUACGAAUAGUACUAUUAAUUUUGAAAAAAAUAUUUUCCGUAACGUUGAAAAUUUAACUUCGGUCGAAAUCAAUUUUACUGAUGUAAAUGGAAUGGAAGGGGCAAUUUUUGGGAACUUUACCAAUCUAUUUUAUCUGACGCUUAAGAACAACAAAAACUGGGACAUUUUAAAGCACAACACCUUUCUAGGACUUAAAAAACUAGAAUCUUUAAUUAUAGAUUCAAAUAACAUAAAAGAAAUCCAAAAUGGCUGCUUCAAUAGUCUUUUUAAUUUACAAGUUCUUCAAUUAACACAUAACAAUUUCAAAAUUCUUCCAGAUUUUGUUUUUAAUUCCAACAAAGAUCUUACGUCUUUGUUUAUUAAUAACAAUCAUAUUGAAAUACUUGAAGAACACAGUCUAGAGGGAUUAAACAGUGUUAGUCUGAUAGAUCUGUCUUAUAAUAAUAUUCAAAGCCUAAAUACCAAAGUCUUUUGCAAUUUGAAUCAAUUACAACAUUUGUAUCUGUCUCACAACUCGAUACAAUCGAUUUCACCUAGUUUUCAGAUCGAAAAUUUAAAAUAUUUGUAUUUAGAUAAUAACGAUCUACAAGUGGUAUCUCCAAUUUUUGAAUCAGAGAAUUUAUCAUUGAUUGAUCUAUCGUCUAACAAAAUAAGAGAAAUUGAUCCAAGUUCAUUUUAUUCCUUACGCAAUCUUAAAACCUUAUCAUUAAAAAAUAAUAGUAUUUCUACGAUUUACUUGUCGUUUGAACUGCCGGCGGUGUUUGGGGUGCAGACGAUCCAGGAGGAAGUGCGGCUCCACCCUGGGAAACGGCGCCUUGUCCCGGUGGAGCUGCCACCACAUUACUCACUGGCAUCACGGGGGCUUGAGGGGGAGGGUUGUCAGGCAUGA